Sinocyclocheilus grahami is the source of this 1314-nucleotide messenger RNA. Its product is annotated as sterile alpha motif domain-containing protein 9-like. Bases 1 to 1314 code for a protein of 437 amino acids. Lineage: Eukaryota; Metazoa; Chordata; Actinopteri; Cypriniformes; Cyprinidae. Gene Ontology annotation, molecular function: protein binding. The transcript is spliced from 2 exons. The record is from RefSeq and is a predicted model, not a curated record. Gene Ontology annotation, cellular component: cytoplasm.
AUGCUAGUGCGUCCACUUCCCAUGCCGGAGACCUGGGUUCGAGAGCCACUCAGAACGAGGUGUGGCGUUUAUACUCACUUUUGUGCAAUUGACCAUUCAUCUCUUCAGACACAGUUGAUCAAAUUUGUGGCACUACUGAACAGCCACAUUGAGAAUUCAUACCUGUCUGUUUCCCACUGUGAGGCAUUCCUAGGUUUACGAAUCCACUUGGACAAAUUUGAUAAAACUGCCAAACCGUCAACAUCCACAUGGAUUGAUGAAGUUCGACACCAAAUAUUUGAAAAGUCCUUAAGUGAGCACGCUAGGUAUUUCUUCAUACAGCUAAAAUCUAAUGAGACAAACAUCUCUGUCAGAAUAAUUCAUAAUUUGAUAGCUAAGGAGAUCCUGAAGCAGCUCUCCAGUUACCAGAGCAAAAGUGAAAUAGCAAUGAGUCUGCUUCAGAACAAAGUGCUGUUUGACCACAGAUUUGGAAGCAAUGAGUUUCAAAAGUUUGUCAGAGAUCUGUUUAUCAAAUGCACCAAAAAAAGCAAGGGAGAUCCAAAUGACAGCUGGUUUUCUCCUUUAAUAGAGCACGUUAGGGAGGCAGAAGAUGUGGAGAAAGCCAUUGACCUUUUGAAGGUAGCUUACACCCGGUUUGAUGAGGAUGCAUUUGUUGCUCAACAGCUUGCACGACUGCUUUAUGAAAACAAACAUUUUGAGGAAGCCGAGAUUUGGGCUAAAAGAGCUAAGUCUCGUCUUCCACAGCACACAUACAUACUUGACACACUGGGACAAGUAUUCAAAAAGUUGUUCUACAGCAAACAUGAUGCCAUAUGUGAGAAAAACAUUGAAAUUCAACAAGAGGACAUCAUUAUCAUUGAUACUGCUCUUAAAGGAAUCACAACUUUUAGAGAAUCUGAAAAAUGUCCCCAGUUACAGAUGGUCUGCUUGAAUAAUUCUUAUUUUGGAGAAGUUGAUAUUGGAUGCCGAUUGCUUGAGCUCCUGUCAAAUGUAGACAUUUUUUCUACUAAAGAGGGAAAUAGGGAGUUGAUGGAAUACCUGCUCACUGACUACAUACCAAAGGAAGUACAGAAACCUUGGCAAAAAUUUCAUGGCCUUUUAAAAGGAAUUAUAAACGGCAUUAGAACUGCCCAGAAAAGUAUUUCUGAUGAGCUUGCUCGCUUUCAGAAUUUCAUUUCUGAGGAAGAGGAGGAGUUGAAACGGUCAAUAAUCCAAGAAGAUGGCUCCUCAGGAAAAGUGCUGUGUAUGCCAAGUUAUUUUUUCACAUCAUUCAAGAGGAUGAGGCUUCUGAUGCAAACACAGUUUCCCCAUUAA